Molecule: messenger RNA, 1860 nt
Organism: Archocentrus centrarchus (flier cichlid)
Lineage: Eukaryota; Metazoa; Chordata; Actinopteri; Cichliformes; Cichlidae
Product: interleukin-17 receptor A
Exons: 11
Coding region: 1-1860 (619 amino acids)
Molecular function (GO): interleukin-17 receptor activity
Source: RefSeq, a predicted model, not a curated record
AUGUUCCAGUUUCUGCUUUUCUGUUUCACUGCUGGACUCACAGACUUGUCUGCUCUUAAGAUGCUGGACGGACCUCUGACCUGCAACCAGCCGGGCCUUGCCAACUGCAGAAUUAAUAACUGCUCAGAUGAACAUAUUGUCGUACCCAAAAUGAGUGCUCCUACUGGCCCAGAUUCGUUGAACGUGGAAUUCUGGAUGGGAAAACGCAGGCUUGCUCCUGUUUUGAAUGUGACAUGGAAAAUAAAGCCUGAUUCAUCCAUGAAGGCACUUGAUGGAUCCCAAAUUAAGAUUAUAGAUCAGCAUACAAAUCAAAGUCUUUUUGUACACUUUAAUUACAAACUUAAACACGACAACAGAUUGCUGUACCGAGACGGCUCAAAGUGGACAUUUUCCUUGGAUGAAGUUGAGGCAGAGUUUUUCCACACAUACAUGGUGACCGUUUUUAAUUUGCCAGAACCUGAGAUUGGAGAUUAUAGGAAGAGUAAACCAAUUACCGUCCCAGGCUGUGGUGACGAAAGACUCCAGCAGGUCCAGAUGUGUCUGGAAAACGGUAGCCUGUGGGAUCAUCGCAUGUCUACUAAUGUGCUGACUAAUAAUAAUAUCAGAAUGUUGUCCAUAGUUGUGACGUUUGAGGCUCCGCAGUAUUCAGAGAAAUACAGAGUUUCCAUCCUGAACAGCGGUAUUCUUUAUUCAAAGAAUGUCUCAAAGGAAAAUGCAACAUCACUGAAUGUGACAUUUGAGUUUGAGCUGUGGCAGCUCAAGAAAUGUGAAAUAUCAAUAAUGAUCCAACCAUUUUUUAGGCAAUGCCAAAAUAACUGUUGGGGCCCCACUAAAACAAUUGAUUACUGCUCAUAUUAUCCAACACGGACUUGUCUUAUAAAGGUCACUGUUGGGCUGCUUCUAAUUGGUGGCUGUGUUGCUUGUUUACUGUGGAGAGCAUCUCAUAAAGAUCCCUUGAACACAUCUUUAGCUACUGCUAGAGAACAACCACAAGUAUUUCAAGUCAGAGAGAAAAAGCGUGUCCUCAUCAUUUACUCCCUUGACCACCCUUUAUACAAAAAUAUUGUUCUCAAGCUUUGUGCUUUCCUGAUGAACAAAUGUGGUACAGAGGUAGUCCUGGAUCUGCUGGAUUCUAGUAGACUGGGAGUGCUGGGAAAGAUCCAGUGGUUGGACUGUCACAAAGAGCAAAUUGAGAAAUCCUCUGCUAAGAUAUUAAUCCUGUGCUCACGAGGAGUACAAGCCAAGUGGAGAGCCAUGUGUGGUGAUAGACAGGUUUUUCUGAGAGAAGACGCCCGUUCAACUGCAGGUGACAUGCUCACACCAUCCCUCAGCCUCUUGCUUCCCCAUUUCAUCCAGUCCACAUCGUUCAAAAAGUACAUUGUGGCUUAUUUUGAUGGUGUUUCUUCUGAAGAAGACAUUCCUUCACCUUUUAACAUUACAGUACGAUACAAGCUAAUGAAACACUUUGAGGACGUCUUUUUCAGAAUCCUGGACGUAGAAAAACAUGAACCAGGCAGAGUGAAGAAAGUAGAAGGGCUUUCAGAAGACACAUACUAUCUGUGCCCCUCAGGCAGAGCCCUGCAUGAUGCUAUUGAGGCUUUCCGUGCAUACCAGCUGGAGCAUCCAAGGUGGUUUGAAGAGGAAUUACUGGAAAGCUUAGAACUGGAGUUUGAGGAGACUUCAUAUAAAAUCUCUAAAUACCCUGCAACAUUCACAAACCAAAUAACACACUGUGUUCUUGACCCUAAUCAAAUUAUCAGUCAUCACGUGCAGACAAAUGAAAGCGAUUUCACCACAGAUGAAACAAAGCUUUAUCUGUCGGAAAGUCUUCAAACAUUCCCCUCAAUGGAGAACAUGUGA